Aphis gossypii (cotton aphid) is the source of this 606-nucleotide messenger RNA. Its product is annotated as piggyBac transposable element-derived protein 2-like. The record is from RefSeq and is a predicted model, not a curated record. Lineage: Eukaryota; Metazoa; Arthropoda; Insecta; Hemiptera; Aphididae. The transcript has 2 exons. Bases 1 to 606 code for a protein of 201 amino acids.
AUGACAUAUAUAAAAUACCCAAAUGUAAGAAUUUAUUGGUCUUCUCAAGAGGGGUUGAGAAUGAACCUUAUUGCUGAUGCUAUGACUUGUAACCGGUUUGCCGUAAUUAAAAGGUUUAUUCAUUUUGUAGACAAUUAUGAAAAACCUCAAGUAGUAACUCAUAAAUUUUGGAAAAUUAGACCUGUUUUAGACAUUUUACACAAUUCUUUUCAUUCAGCUAUAUCAACUAGUCAAAAUAUAGCCAUUAAUGAAAUGAUGGUUCCUUUUAAGGCCGGAACCAAUGGAUAUGUACAUUGUUUUGAGCUUUAUCAAGGUGCCUCGAAAGACAAAAAAUCACUUUUUGGUCCAAUAGGUGAUACAGUUUUGAAAUUGUGUCAUUCAAUACAUGGUGAAAACCAUAAACUUUUCAUGGAUAACUUGUUUACUACUGUUCCACUAUUAAGAAAAUUAAAGUCUUUAAACAUACAUGUCCUUGGUAUUCUAAGAUUGAAUAGAGUAACUGGAAUUGAAAAUUACCUAGUCAAAGAUAAAUUGUUAGAAAGAGGUAACUGUUCAAUAGCCACAUCUGAUGACAAUCUGACUGUUGUACGAUGGAAAGAUACUUAA